This is a messenger RNA of Prorocentrum cordatum, 4322 nucleotides long. The record is from the annotation of a GenBank genome assembly. NCBI's taxonomy places the organism in Eukaryota, Dinophyceae, Prorocentrales, Prorocentraceae.
AUGGCUGGAGACGUUCCAGCCGUGGCGGGCAGCCACUGGGACCCGCGAGCGGCGGUGGUCAGCGCGUCUUCGCCCGAGCUGCCAGGCUGGAUGAUGCGCGAGCUGCCCUGCGCGUCGCCGACGGAGCGGGCCGCGGCGCCAUCGAAGCGGCGCCUCGGCGCGCCGCGCGGGGGUUGCCACCCGGACAAUGGAGGGGCGCCUCGCUCGGCCGCCGACGCCGAGGAGCGGAAGUUGCGCUUCAAGCGGCUGUGCGACGCCAUGUCGUUGCUGUUCAACUACGAGAGCAGCCGUGGCGCUCCGGGGGCCCCGAGUUCCGGCGGCGGGGGGGCAGAGGGCCAGGUUCUCGCCCGCGCUGAGGGCCGCGGCAGGUGGGAGAGCGCAGGCAAGACGCUUGCCGGUCACUUCCCUGCACUGUCCGCCUUGGACGAGGCACUCCGCGAGGCGCGCGCGGGCCUCGCAGCUCGGGCGCCGCGCCCCGAGGUGCUCGUCGCUUCCCAGCGUGCCGCGGCGAGGGGUGUCCUGGCCGAUGCCAUCGCGGAUCGCGCGCGCGUCGGCCCCAGGUCGCGGCGCGCCUCGCCGGCCGCCGGGGCGCGGUCCCCGGCGACGCCCCCGCGGCGGAGGCGCGCCGAGUCUGCUCCGCCCCAAGCCUCCCGCGCUGGAAGCUCCGCGGAUCCCUGCGACUCGGACUUCGACUCCGAGGGCCCCGCUCAGGCCCGCGACCUCCUGGCGCCCGCGACCUCCUGGCGGGUCGGAUAUGGGGCGGCCUUGCGCAGGAUCGUCCAGGCCGCCCAGCGGCGCCUCGAGCGCUGGGGUGGCCGGCAUGCUGCCUUCGCGUCGUCGCUGCUCAGCCAAACGGCGUGCCUCCUGCGGGCCCCGCGGAGCGGGGCGGUGCUGCAGGCGUCCCGCGCAGCGGCGUCGCGCGGCCAGCCUGCCCUGCGUCUGCGACCUGUUGCGCACCUCUCCGAGAGCGUCGAGCUGCUCCCGCCACGCCUGUGGCCCAUCAAAGAGGCACCUGCGGAGCUGCUCGACAGGUAUCGAGCCAUCUGCAGCGCGUCCCACCCGACGCCCUUGCCAAGCAUGCCGCAACGGCAGGACGCGGCCGAGCUGGGGGCGAAGCUGCGCGCCCACGCUCGCGAAGCGCGCCCUGCUGGUCCGCCUGCCCCCUUUCCCUGGGCCGACAUCGAGGCCGGGCUCCUCUGCGUGCCCUCGGAGGUCGAGGUGUCCGCGCGGGGCGUCGUGGACGCGACGGACGACUCCUUCGCAGUGGCGCGCGCGGAGAUCGUGAUCCGCUCAGGAGUCGACGAGGAGAGGUUGCCGCCGUACUUCGCGUCGCGUGAACGGCGGGCUGCCCUCUCGACGGGCCGCGUGGCCCUUCGGAGCAGCGGAGUCGCGCACUUCAUGUCGGCGUUCAGGAUCAGCCUGCUGCGAGCGAGCAUCUCCAGAGUCUUCCUCAUGAGUGCGAGCCUGAUGGCACUCAGCCUCGCUGGGGUGGUGAUGGCGAUGGGGGGCGACUGGAGGCAGCUGGCAGCGAGGGGCGCAGCGCUCCUCGAGGAUGGCCCCAGGAGGGCCGAGCAGAUUCGCGCUGCGGCGAACCGGGCGUUCUUCGAGCUGGACGGCGACGACGCCGUGAGCAGGGCCGCGGCUGGUCGGGUUCGCCGGCCGCGCGGGCCGUUCGUGCAGGGCCAGCUGGCAUCCUAUUGGCGCGAGGUGAAGCACGUGAAGUCGAAGCGGCUCCGGGGUGAGCACGGGCGGCGCGGCCCGGCCAUUGCGCUGGCGGCCGAGGGCCACGCCCGGCCGCGCCUUAGCUACCGCGGGGCGCUGUUUCUCGCGACGCCCGAGCAGGGCGACGGCGACCCAGACAAGGAGGGCGCCGUGGGCGACGCGCUGGCGACCAAGACGAGGAUGCACCUGAACCUUGAGUGCUACCCGAAGUACUACCACUACCUGGAGAUGGACACGAUGUGCGAGGCGUCAAAGAUGAGGAUGCACCCGGAGAUGGACAUGACAUGCAACAUGUCACGGCUAACGACCCCCCUUUGCCUAAUGCAGUCGGGCAGGGGCGCGCCGCGGACUUGGGCGCGGCUGCUGUGCCAAGUGCCUCGCGGCAACGACCUGAACGAGAAGGGCGGCCAGAACCCGCGCCACAACCUUGCCCUCGGGCCCCUCUACAAACGGUCGCUACCUGACGACUUCGAAGCAGAUCGCGAACGCCUUCGCAUGCGCCGCGAAUUUUUCAAGCAGAGUCGUGUCCCGAGGAUCGAGGGCGACGCGAUGGACGACGAAGUUCUCUUACUCAAGGCGAAGAAUCGCUCGAGGGGUGCAUGUGUGGCAGGGGGGAUUGACGCCGCGAAGAAUCAGGAGCUAGCGGGCGUCGAGAAGGCGGACGUCUUGCCCAUGAGGCGCGCCCGCACUGACAGGAAUGGGCCUGCGAGGGGAAGUCUCGCGCGCGAGCAACACCCGCUGAAGGCGAAGCCGCGGGGCAUCCUCCAGGGCCACAAGGAUAAGCGGCUGCUCGCGUGCGAGUUGCAGACGAACGCGCCGACGCUCGCGGACGCGGCCGCGGCGGUGAUCAUCCAGGAAACUGCCAGCCAGCCAGGCUGGGGCCUCGAGCAGGGCGACGUAGGUUCGGCGUUUUUGAAUGGGAGAUAUCUCGACGGCCCCAGGCGCGUGCACUUCCGCGUUCCCAGGGGCGGCGCGCCUUCGGUGCCGGAGCAAGGAUGGCCGGUCGUCCCGGAAGGGGCUAUCUUGAAGGCGAAUAAUGGCAUCUACAGGUUGAACGAUGCGCCUCUGUUGUGGUGCGGGGGGCAUCGCGGCGCCAUCCUAUCGCUUACCGGGGCUUCGAGAUCCCAGCUGCGCCCAGCCCUCUUCAGCUUUCGCGGUGACAGGGGAAAGCUGAUCGGUCUGAUCGGGGCACGCGUCGACGAUGACCUCGUCGCGGGAUCGUCCGAGUUCUGUGCGAACCAGGUGUCCAAACUGAUGAAGGCGCACUGCUGCAGCAAGUGGCAGACGGCGAAGGCGGGCUUCCACCACUGCGGGCGCUUCCUCAAGCAGAACGACAACGGCGCGAUCACACGCGGCCAGAAGGAGCACGCGGAGAGCAUCGAUAAUUUUCCCAUCUCGGCCGAGCGUCGGAAGACCAAGGAGGCGAAGGCCACGGCGGAGGAAAGGGCUAUGGUCCACCUUGGCAACGGCCAGAUCCAGUGGCUGGUCCGUUCUACGCGGAUGGACUUUGCGUUCCGGUUGGUGGAAAGCAAGGCUCGGGCUCGCGACGGCGACCUGAAGGUGCAAGACCUGUUGGACUACAACAAGCUCGUGAGCGACGCCAUGACCGACCAUGUGGACAUAACCUUCCAGAAGUUAGACAUGGGCAACGUGAUUGCGGUGGCAGUGGGGGGCUCGGGCCCCGGCAACGUGGGCAAGACGAAGGCCGCUAGCCAGGCGGGCCUGUCAGCCUGCUCGCGGACAGCACUGGCGAUCAGUUCCUACGCGGGCAGCCUGUUAAGGGCCCGCAUGGACGACGUAAGGGCGAUCCAGAUGGUAGAGGUCCUGGACUGCAAGUCGCUCUACGACCUGCCCCAGAAGCGAGGGGCGGUCCCGUCCGAGAAGCGGCUGCUCAUCGACAUCGAGUCAUUCAGGAACGACGUAGAGUUGGACAACGUGGUGAGCAAGUGGGCGAACGCCGAACAGAUGCUCGCCGACGCGCGAGUGACUACACGAGGCGAUGCAUACUUCGUGGGCUGCAUCGCGACCAAGGACAUCGAGCACCUCGAGGACACGAAUGUUCUUUCGGACGAGGGCGUGCUGGUGGAGUCGGAAGAGAAGGGGGAUGCGGGAGAUAGGGCGGGCCUGGACCACGCGAUGGAGAUCUACAUGAUGGGCGCCGCGGGUGCCGAGACCGAGGCUCGCAGACUACAUGAGCGCUUGAAGCGCGCAUCCUACAAGCAGGUGGAACAUGGCCGGGGCGAGGAGAUAAUAUCUUCGUGGCGUGCCAGCCGGUGGUCGCAGGACGCAGCAACUGCCGCAGAGCUAGACGCGACGCAGAAAUAUCCCGAAAGGCAAGAGCAGCGAGAAAGAACAGGCAAGUCACGGACCCCGUGCGUAGUUGACCCUGAAGAAUGCGCACAUUCAGCGGAUCAGCUCGCGACUAUGGGUACCAACCUUUACAGGGAGAAAGUGCGCUGCCGCCUGCGUGACACGCUGCUCUUGGACCGAGACGCGAAGUGGUUGUCCGACGAGAAGGAGAUUCGCGCAGAGGUCAGGGCGAUCCGCUUUGAGAAGCAGAAGCUGGAGCUCUUGAGCCGGUCGAGAGCACUGACGGCCAG